Molecule: messenger RNA, 1764 nt
Organism: Hevea brasiliensis (rubber tree)
Lineage: Eukaryota; Viridiplantae; Streptophyta; Magnoliopsida; Malpighiales; Euphorbiaceae
Exons: 12
Coding region: 72-1556 (494 amino acids)
Source: RefSeq, a predicted model, not a curated record
ACAUUUCAAUAUUUCAUUCAUCACUCGUAUUCCGCGCCAAACAGUAGUCCAUAGAGGAAGAAGAAGAAGAGAUGGUCGUAGCAUGCUUUGUGUUGGAUCUAUGCAGCCUAUCGCCUCCAUUGCUUAGAGACAUAAAGCAGUGCUUGUUGCAGCUUGCUAAUUUGUAUGCUAUUUCAUCGCCUUCGCCGUCCCGGCAUCGAUCCGACUCUCUCAGAGAUAGGAUCGGCUUGUUCUAUGUAUUCAAAAAUCGCAUUUCCUCAACUCAUGAGCUGAAAAUCGCAUAUAGCCCUGGAGGAAAUUUCUGUCUCCGCGAUUUCCAUCAUGCCGUUAAAAACUUGCCUGGAGAUUCUUUUUUGCCUGAAAUCGACGAUUCUGGAGCUCUCCGGUCAGGCGAUGCAAAAUUAUCUAGCGUUUUAAGUGAUCAAGUUCUAUACUCAUGGGGAGAGAAAGAUUUUAUGAGAAAAGUGAUUGUUCUGAGCUCCUGCUGGCAUGAGAAAAUAGACUCUGCCAUGAAAAACACUCUCAUGGAUGCUGCAGAUAAGUGUGUUUCAGUGGAGUUUGUGUUGUUUGAACAAAGCGCAAGUCAUCUCAGCAAUACGCAGGAGAAUAUCAACUGCUUCGCAAGAAGUUUAUCUGAUCUCGAUAAUUGCUCGUUGCAGACUUUUUUGCCAGAUGGCAGAGUAUUUCAUAGUCUGGUGAAACGAUGGCUAUUAGAAUUGAAGGAUGACACAGAGGAACUUUUGCAAGCUCGAUUUAUCUUUAAGAACAACCUUGUUGGCUCUUUGAAUCAAAUAAGCACUAGCUUGUCAAUAUCUGUCAGUCAAAUUAUUGACGGUUUCACUGCUUGUCAGACAUGCAGGUGUCACGGCAUUGUAUUAGAUAACGCAACAAAGAAUAAAGUUGAGUGUCAUUCUUGUCCAAUAACUGGCCAUGAUCUGGGAACCGCUGAUGUGAUUGAAAAUUCUGUGAGAGUUGGGGAUAGAACGAUCUUGUUUAUGCCUUCUUUUCAGAGCACAAUGAAGCUUCAUCAAGUUUCUUCACCCAUUGAAUUCAACAUUAUUGAGAGAACUAAUCUGGAGUCUCUAAGUGAAGGCGUUAUAUUUGGAACCUCAUAUCUUGUAGCUCCAUCAGCUUGCAAUGAGAUGGAAACUUGUUCAGAUGAAGUGUAUCAAUCUGAAUUGAAUUCUCAAAUUUUUCAAGGGAUUUGCCGUUCUUUACAUUCAAUGGAUCAGGGCUUGGUUUGUUCUUCUUAUUGUAAUGUAGAGACCAUGCUGGUGACAGCAUUCCACUGCUAUUAUAUUCUUCAGCCUUCAGACAAUGGACCAAUGCUUCUCAGGCGUCUUGCAGGUUUAGAGGAAGUCUUGCCUAUACCUGACAUCAAUCAAUUCAUCGAUUCUUCAGUGUCUAAGGAUAUUAACAAUUCCAUUCAAGCAUCUUUAUUAAAGAUUGAAUUGAGAGACUACAAUCCACAGCCGCCUCAUACAACAGACCAAAGCUUGACUUCAAGCCAGUUAAUGAAACCCAAUUUCCAGAGGCUAAAAAGGAAAAUUAAAUGAAAAGAAGGCUGCCCUUACUGUAGAACAGGCCACAUAUUUGAGGAUGGUAUUUGUGUGCUUUUUACUGCAGUCUUACAACAGAAAUAUUUUGUUGCAUAAACUAAAUGCAUGAAUCGGCGUACCUGUGAAGAUCUUUUGUGAUGGAGGGUGAAACUGAGAGUAGCUUAUGCUCUAUAAUUUGAAUUCAAAUUUUCAAGUAUUCUAAAUA